UUGCGAUGUCGUUUUCGGAUUUAGCGUUUGUAUUGUGUCAUUUGUUGAGUUGAGAGGACUUGUUUCUCGACUGCCAUUGAUUUCAAUAAAUCUUUGCUUUCGAAAAAAAAUUUAGUUCAUCCACUAAUAAUAUUUAAAAUGUUGCUAAUGUAUACAGAUAUUCUUUUUUUAUUUUAGGUUUAUAAAUUAAGAAAAAAAUUCUUAAUUUAAAAACCUAAUUAAACAUUUGCCCCCAUUCUGAGCUCCGACUCACGCCUGUCACAACUAGCAAAGCUUGCCCAACGCCGUCACUUUGCUCUCUAUUAUCCUGCCGCCGUCCAUUCCCGCCGCCGCCAACGGUGGUUCUAAACACAUACGCUUCCGCCACCGCCACCGCCACCGCCCUAGCCCCUAUUCCUCCGCCACGUCGAAGCUCGCCCAGGUUUGUGGAAAAAUCAUCAUCUGAAGUAGAAAGCUAAUUAGGCUGAGUUGAUUCUGCUCACUGAAAAGCUUCAUUUUGCACUCGAUUGAAUCAACAACAUGCUUCACAACAAGUCCUUUGUUAAGAAAACCAAAGGUGGCAAAGUUUUGAAGCAAGUAAGGGAGCACUAUUUGCGAGAUGAUAUAUACUGCGGUGCUCCGUUUUGCACGGCUUGUGAUUCCUCUGGUGCUCGCCUCGGUGCUUCGGCUUCCACGAUUCUUGUUCUCGACACCAAUGUUGUUCUCAACCAGAUUGAUUUGCUGGAGAAUCCAGCCAUUGAUGAUGUUGUUGUGUUGUCUAUUGUGCUGGAAGAGGUUAAGAACAAGAAUAUGUCUGUGUAUAACCGGUUAAGAGCUAUCUGUAGCAAUUCCAUGAGGAAAUUCUUUGUUUUUUCCAAUGAAUACCACAGGGAUACGUAUGUUAAGGAAAUGAGUGGGGAGACUAAAAAUGAUAGGAAUGAUAGAGCUAUCCGGGUGGCUACUCAGUGGUAUCAGAAUCAUCUUGGUGGUGCAGUGAAGGUUUUGCUUAUAACUAAUGAUAGAGAGAACAAACGGAAAGCUAGUGAAGAGGGGAUUUGUGCAGAAACAGUUGAGUCAUAUGUCAAAUCUUUGGACCGAACCGAUCUACUUGACUUACUGGUGCGGCCUACGUCUGAAGAUGUAGACAUGGAAGAGGUUGAAGAUCUCAGACCAUCCAAGAGGAAAGUAAUCUAUUCGGAGCAUAAGCCGAUGUCAGAAAUUACUUCCGGUUUGCAUCGUGGAAUCUAUCAUCAAGGGAAACUUCGUGUAAACCGUUACAAUCCAUUUGAAGCAUAUGUUGGCAGUGAGAGCAUUGGUGAUGAAAUAAUCAUUUAUGGGCGCUCAAAUAUGAAUCGAGCUUUUGAUGGUGAUAUUGUGGCAGUUGAACUUCUGCCACAGGACCAGUGGCAUGAAGAAAAGUCUCUAUCUAUUCGCGGUGAAGAAGAUGAGGAUGACGACGAAGAUGUUCAUCUAGCUCCAAAUAGUGCUGAUGAUGCACCGAGAACUAUUCCCCAACAAGGUUCUACUGGAGGAAUCAAUGCAGUGUGCAAUCGGCCAUCUGGUGUUGUAGUGGGCAUUAUAAAGAGAAACUGGCAUUCGUAUUGUGGAUCUCUGGAGCCAAUGCCUCUGCCUGCAGGGAGUGGUGGUGUUGCUUAUGCCUUGUUUGUUUCCAAAGAUCGUAGAAUUCCCAAAAUUCGACUCCAAACCCGCCAACUUGAAAACCUGUUGGAUAAGAGGAUUAUUGUGGCAGUUGAUUCUUGGGAUCGCCAAUCUCGUUAUCCAUCAGGCCAUUAUGUGCGAACUAUAGGAGAUAUCGGUGAUAGAGAUACUGAGAGCGAGGUGGUAUUGAUAGAAAAUGAUAUCAACACAAGACCGUUCUCUUCACAAGUGCUAGCAUGCUUGCCACCAUUGCCAUGGUCUGUCUCUUCUGAGGAUUUCUCCAAACCAAUUAGGCAGGAUUUGCGUCAUCUACGUGUCUUCAGUGUGGACCCUCCAGGCUGCACGGAUAUUGAUGAUGCACUCCACUGUUAUGCUCUUCCAAAUGGAAACUUUGAAGUUGGAGUUCAUAUUGCUGAUGUGACAAAUUUUGUACAUCCUGGAACUCCUCUUGAUGAUGAAGCUUCUCAGAGGGGAACAUCGGUCUACCUUGUUGAGCGACGGAUAGACAUGCUUCCGAAACCUCUUACAGAGGACAUAUGUUCUCUUCGGUCUGAUGUGGAAAGGCUAGCAUUCUCUGUCAUAUGGGAAAUGACACCAGAAGCAGACAUUAUUUCCAGCAGAUACACAAAAAGUGUCAUAAAAUCCUGUGCAGCACUGUCUUAUGUUGAAGCACAAGCGAGGAUGGAUGAUAGUCGAUUGAUGGAUCCGGUAACUACAGAUUUGAGGAAUAUGAAUAGUUUAGCCAAGAAAAUGAGAUUAAGACGUAUUGACAACGGAGCUUUGACACUUGCAUCUGCUGAAGUUAAAUUUCAAAUUGACACAGAGACUCAUGACCCCCUUGAUAUUGGCAUGUACCAAAUCCGAGAAGCCAACCAAAUGGUGGAGGAGUUUAUGCUUGCUGCUAAUGUUUCUGUUGCACAACAAAUUCUUAGAAGUUUUCCUUUGUGCUCAUUAUUAAGGCGUCAUCCAAUUCCAACUAGAGAGAUGCUUGAACCCUUUCUAAGAAUUGCUACUGCGGUUGGCCUGCACUUGGAUGUUUCAUCAUCGAAAGCAUUGGCUGAUUCCCUUGACCAUGCUGUGGGUGAUGAUCCAUACUUCAACAAGUUAAUCCGUAUUAUGGCAACUAGAUGCAUGACUCAGGCAGUUUAUUUCUGUAGUGGGGAUCUUAGCCCUCCAGAAUAUCAUCAUUAUGGACUUGCAGCUCCUUUGUACACCCAUUUCACUUCACCUAUAAGAAGAUAUGCGGAUGUCAUUGUGCACAGGCUACUUGCUGCUUCUUUAGGAAUAUCCAAGUUACCAUCUGUAUUUCAGGACAGGCUCCAGCUGACUAGUAUUGCAGACAAUUUAAAUUAUCGGCACAGGAAUGCUCAAAUGGCUGGGAGGGCCUCUAUAGAGCUGCACACACUUAUUUAUUUCCGUAAAAGGCCAACAGAUACGGAGGCAAGGAUAGUGAAAAUAAGAUCUAAUGGAUUUUUUGUGUUUGUUCCCAAAUACGGCAUAGAAGGACCUGUAUAUUUGACAACACGAGCUGAAAAGGGAAAUGGAGACUGGUAUGUUGAUGAGCAAGAGCAGAAGAUUAAAAAGAUGGAUGGAAGCGUUUCAUAUAGCAUUUUGCAGUCAGUCCAAAUUCACAUGGAGGUUGUGGAGCCCCAGCCUAACAGGCCAAAACUUCAGCUUACUCUCAUCUAGAGGUAUAAGAAGAACAACAUGCGUGCCGGGAAAUAUAGCUUCUAUUUAGGUUCUCGGCCCUUAAAGAAGGAUUACAACAUUGGAAUUUGCCAGCAAGAACAAGUUGUAGGAAGUAAUGUAAACAUGUAAGUUGGAGUGUGUCGUUGCUUGGAGAAACUUUGGCUGUAUGUAACUCAUGAUUUGUGGUUGAUGAGGCAUUUUUAACUAAUACAGCACAGCUAUUGGACAGUAGGACGUGAUUUUUUUUACUGCAUAUGAUGCUAUAAGCAAGUGUGUAGAGCUUAGUCAAAAUGAUUCGCGUUGGCUUAAAUGUGUCAUCAAGUAUUUUAGAGAAUAUGGAAUUUCACGAUAACCCAGUUUGUUCGAUAUCACUAUAGUUGGAUUACCCCGUUUGCGUGCUA
Messenger RNA from Lotus japonicus, 3728 nucleotides. RefSeq names its product exosome complex exonuclease RRP44 homolog A. Gene Ontology annotation, cellular component: nuclear exosome (RNase complex); cytoplasmic exosome (RNase complex). The record is from RefSeq and is a predicted model, not a curated record. The transcript is spliced from 25 exons. The coding region runs from base 520 to 3327 and encodes 935 amino acids. NCBI's taxonomy places the organism in Eukaryota, Viridiplantae, Streptophyta, Magnoliopsida, Fabales, Fabaceae. Gene Ontology annotation, molecular function: 3'-5'-RNA exonuclease activity; RNA binding; endonuclease activity. Gene Ontology annotation, biological process: rRNA catabolic process.